CUGUAGCUAGCUAGGAAGUUGAUGUCAUCCCAUUUCACAUGAUGUGUAGCGACGUCCAAACAUCAAAACAUUGCUAGCAAAUUGUAAAAAAAAAAAAAUGGAUAGUAACAAUAUAAUUCCAUUAAAUAACGACAGUAGACGCUGUAUUUUCUUUAAUACAGAUUCUGACGACUAUCGAUGUGUGGUGAUUCUCACAGUGAAGCGAGCCACAGGCACCUUCUCACUGAUAGGAUGCUUUUUCAUGCUGUUUGUAAUCUGGCUUCUCCGCCGGUAUCACUCCUUGGCCCAGAAGAUGAUUUGCAGUCUGACAGUUGCGGCCUUCUUUGACAGUGUAGCGUAUGUCAUCGGUGAUACCCAUCCAGAGGGGAGUCUGUGUAACUUCCAGGCCUGGUGGCUCACUUAUUUUGACUGGAGUGCCUUGGCCUGGGUGUGCCUGAUCACAGUGAACCUCUACCUUAACCUGGUCAAAGAGAUGAGCACCAGCCGCUACGAGCUACUGUACCACCUGAUGGCCUGGGGGGUGCCCCUGGUGAUGGCCUCCCUGCCCCUGUUCAGUGGAUACUACGGCCCAGCAGGAGCCUGGUGCUGGAUCACAGGCAACCACGUAGCUUGGAGAUUUGGGAUAUGGUACGUCCCACUCUUCACCCUCAUCUUCCUCAUGAUCUGCUGCUAUGCCAGAAUAAUCUACGUAGCCAAUGAGAGGAUGCAGUCAUGGUUUGGCACCUUUAACCCAGAGAGGGAGAGGAGAAAGGUGUCUUUGGCUGAGGAGAUAAAGCCGUUGAAGUGGUAUCCAUCCGUUUAUCUCCUGGUGUCUCUGUUCCCCCUCAUCAACAGGCUCCAUAAUGCGUUCUACCCCCAGGACCCAGUGUUCUCUCUUACUUUGCUCCAUGUCCUUUCAGCCCCUCUCCAUGGCUUGGCCAACGCAUUCGUCUUUGGCCUGGACAGAGACACCUGGAGCCAGCUCAGUCCUACAGGCAUACAGUUGGCGCUGCAAUCUCGGCUGUGUGACAGGACGCGUAUCAGGGAGUACCAUCCUGGGGCGGUGCACUACACACAGGCUGAGCUGGGGGACUUCAGUGACGAGGAUGAUGAUGACACCAACGUCCUUUUCUACUCCCCUGACAUGACCCUGAAAGACAGAGGACCCUAAGAGAGAGAGAGACAGACAGACAGACAGACAGACAGACAGAGAUUAAUUCUGAGGGGGGAUACGUAGGGAGGAAGAGAGAAGGGGAGCAAAGGAGGGAUAGUGAGGGGUUUCUGUGGUAGAUCUGUCAGGAUCCAUUAUUAAUCCACAUCCUUUACUAUUUAAUAACCUCCAACUACACACACACACACACACACACACACACUAUACUGCCUUUCUGUCUGACUUACACAGCAUCGUAACAGAACCAGCGAAGCAGCUAUAGUGCUUUAAACAGCCUUCAAACCUAAUGCUACACACUAGCCUGGGUAACAGUCUGACUCUGCUUCAGUCCUAGUCAACAACUGCAGAGCUGGCUAAGGAAACAACAGGCUGUCCUGGUACCCAGGCUAGCAUAUCACUAGUCCCAAGGGGCUUCCUCUCCUCACCUCCUUUCCUUCAUCUGCACUGAUUUGAAAAGACAGGAUAGGUGAAAGCAAAAUGUGUGUUUAAUGUUCAAAGGAGAGGAAAACAGUUAAGACUAUUGACAUGUACCCAGGUACUGCAUAGUCACGCUUACAGGAUUAAUUUAUCUCUCCAUGUUAUUUUUACAUUCACAUGUUUUUUGUCAUUUAGCAGACGCUCUUAUCCAGAGCGAUUUACAGGAGAAAUUAGAGUUGAGUGCCUUGCUCAAGGACACAUCGACAGAUUUUUCACCAAGUCGGCUUGUGGAUUUGCACCAGUGACCUUUCGGUUACUGGCCCAACACUCUUAAACCUCUAGACUACCUGCUGCUUAUGCUAUUAGCUUGUGUUUAUUAUGUUAUAUAUGGCUUCUUUUUCAUACUGUAUGACUACUGUUAGCAAAUCCCUCCCAAGAACAUGUUGCGAUCACGAUAAUGCCCAGCAUUAUAUGUGACUUACUGAGCUCUGAGGGUUAUAAUACAACGCAAGUUAAACAAGUUAGCUAGCUUACCUGAAUAUUCUGAUAUAACUUUUUAUUUGUUAGAAAGAUAAGCUUGAAAUGGGCAUGGUCUAAUUGACUCGACAACCAAAACUAAGUUUAGCUUUCUUAAUUAACCAGAAAAUCAGUAGUUAUUUCUGGUUGUUUAUCAGUUAGCAGGCUAACUCAUUGAUCUUGCUUUGUAGUAGAAGCCUCUGUUGCUGAUGCUACAGUAGCUGACCAUACAGCUUCUCUAACUCAACAUGCAUAAAAGGCCUCCAUUCAAAACAGACAGAUAAAUGGAGGGAGACAAAAUGCAAAGAAGGGGAGGGAGUGAAGAGAUAUCUUAGAACAAUUCAUGUCCCAACGAUAGCUGGGGAUUUAAACCAACCAAAUCCACUAUUUGAACCGCUUAACUUCUAUCAUAUCUGUUGUUGUCUUUACAUAUGGCUUUACUAAUGUUGCUACUCUUGUAAAAUGUCCAUUGUUUUUUGUACUUUUAUGCAUCUGUAUGUUGUUUUUCCAUGAAAUGCUGUGGUCUGCCCACAGGUUUGAGUUUGUUUGAUAAACUGUUAUACUGUAUUUAUAAGAGACAAUGUACUGUAUAUAUAUAUAUUAGUGUAUACGCUAUAUUUUUGUAUGGAUGCUUUUGACUGGAAUGUGAAAAGGUUAACUUGACCCCUAAAUGGUCUCCAUGUCCUCCUGUUUAGGCCUCAAUGGGGGUGGAAGCAGUACAAUUGAACACACACACUUUCUUAAAAUGUGUCUCACACACUUACACUCUUUCUUUGAUGCCUGUCUCACACAAAUGCAUGUACACACUCACACACACACUCACACACACACACUCACACACACUCACACACACUCACACACACACACACACACACACUCACACACACUUUGACACACAGUCACCUGUCUCUUUGAUGUAGCGGCUGCCACAAGGACAGUAGGAGCCUCUGACGGCCUGUCAUUUACCUUCGACACUAUGUCAUUGGCUGACAUCUAGAGAACCGCAAUGUGAUUAGCAGGCUAUUAGAGGUGCUGUGUGGUUGACGGGCUGAUGAAAAGAGAGAUGUGAUUUUGCUGAACAUCCUGACAAGGAUGUCGCUCCUUUCCCAAAUCUACCCCCGUAGCCCCAGUGCACUUAUGGAGAACUGGAUAGCUAUUAGUGAAACAGACAUCUACACAAGUGCAUAGGAGAUAUGGGGCAAGGGGUCCAUUUGGGGAUGUGCAUAUAGACCUAACACAGAAUCCUAUCUACACAUAAUUAUACAGUCCCCUCUCAAACCACGUACAAUCGCUGCACCAAUCCUAGUUUAGACACACUUCUAUUGUUCUGCUGCACUCAGUCUAAUAAACAAGCAGGGUACACAUUUCA
Molecule: messenger RNA, 3452 nt
Organism: Oncorhynchus kisutch (coho salmon)
Lineage: Eukaryota; Metazoa; Chordata; Actinopteri; Salmoniformes; Salmonidae
Product: cyclic AMP receptor-like protein A
Exons: 13
Coding region: 98-1150 (350 amino acids)
Biological process (GO): cell surface receptor signaling pathway; adenylate cyclase-activating G protein-coupled receptor signaling pathway
Cellular component (GO): plasma membrane
Molecular function (GO): G protein-coupled receptor activity
Source: RefSeq, a predicted model, not a curated record